This is a messenger RNA of Neurospora tetrasperma FGSC 2508, 776 nucleotides long. RefSeq lists its product as uncharacterized. Lineage: Eukaryota; Fungi; Ascomycota; Sordariomycetes; Sordariales; Sordariaceae. The record is from RefSeq and is a predicted model, not a curated record. Bases 52 to 675 code for a protein of 207 amino acids. Gene Ontology annotation, molecular function: protein-arginine omega-N monomethyltransferase activity. The transcript has 5 exons. Gene Ontology annotation, biological process: peptidyl-arginine methylation.
AGCACAACCUUUGAGUCGGUUUUUGGAAUUCCUACUUCAGCUACCGUAGCAAUGGCCGCCACCAAGAAGACCUACAUCGUCGAGCACCUCGACGAGGAGCUGGGCCCCUGGUCCGAGCUCGAGUACCUCGCUAUCGCCAAGGAAUCGCAAGAGAUCGGUUCCGAGUUCCAUCUGACUUCCCUGCCCCAGGGCUUCAAGGUCCCCGAGGCCCUGGCCGCUGUGCUGGCCUUCAAGGCUGAGAACCGCGGUGUUGAGGAGAUCUAUGCUGCUGACAAGAGCAGGGUCUGCCUGCUUGAUCCCGCGGCCAAGAAGGACUUGAGCCCUGAGGAUGGCGAGACCUUUGAUGUUUUCCUGUUUGGCGGUAUUUUGGGUGACGACCCCCCGAGAGACAGAACUUCUGAGCUCCGCAAGAAGGGCUUCGAGGGUCGCCGUCUCGGCCCCGUGCAGAUGACCACUGACACUGCUGUCCGUGUCACUCGUCUGGUUGUUGAGGGCAAGACCCCCGUCGACAAGAUUCCCUACGUCGACCACCCCGAGCUCAAGUUCAGCGAGCACGAGAGCACACAGAUGCCCUUCCGCUAUGUCACUGACAAGGAGGGCAAGCCAAUCAUGCCAGCGGGCAUGGUCGAGUUGAUCAAGAAAGACUCGGACAAGGCUAUUGACGACAUGUUCUAAGGUACAUGCCUUUAAUACCAACAUAGAAGAGAUAGAGUAUAUACCCAACCAGAAUCUGUUUGUAUGUUGCCCCUUGACUUUCCUGGAGGAAGUGUUAUCAG